AUACAGAAAAAGAAAAGGAGCUGUAGCAAACUCUAUCCAGGUUGGACAGACUGUUUUGCGAUUAAAUAUGCUAAAAAGGACAACGAAAGGUCAUAAGAUGGAAGACACCUGGCUUGAACCAUACAGAGUUAUAGAAAUGACUGCAUCUGGUGGCUGUGUCCUUCGUUGCAUCAAAACUAAUUCAACAAUGAAGCGCAAAGUUAAUAUUAGUCAGCUGAAGAUCUACAAUACACCACAGAAGUCUUCUGAAUUGGCAAAUGCGACAAGCAAAGAUGAUGAAUCAGCUGCUACUAGGAUUAAGGGCAACAGCAAGCCAAAUUUCUCAGAUUUAGAACAUCAGCUAUUUGAUCAAAGUCUGUUACGGCUGUGGCGCACAGGAGCAAUAUGGGAGGCUUGGAAAGCUGAAGAAGACGACGAGAGAGAGGUAUGCUUACAUCUAGCUACUGGCACAUAUUGAUUAGUUAUGUUAUGGUUACUGCAUGUACUUUGUGUUUUGCAGCUUGCUGAACAU
Molecule: messenger RNA, 511 nt
Organism: Corticium candelabrum
Lineage: Eukaryota; Metazoa; Porifera; Homoscleromorpha; Homosclerophorida; Plakinidae
Exons: 1
Coding region: 68-457 (129 amino acids)
Source: RefSeq, a predicted model, not a curated record